Messenger RNA from Anarrhichthys ocellatus (wolf-eel), 2183 nucleotides. RefSeq names its product cytochrome P450, family 2, subfamily U, polypeptide 1 (gene cyp2u1). Gene Ontology annotation, molecular function: steroid hydroxylase activity; iron ion binding; heme binding. Gene Ontology annotation, biological process: xenobiotic metabolic process. NCBI's taxonomy places the organism in Eukaryota, Metazoa, Chordata, Actinopteri, Perciformes, Anarhichadidae. The record is from RefSeq and is a predicted model, not a curated record. Bases 165 to 1754 code for a protein of 529 amino acids. The transcript is spliced from 5 exons. Gene Ontology annotation, cellular component: cytoplasm; intracellular membrane-bounded organelle.
AACAUUUCUCGCUGUUUCACAACAUCACAGGAAGCGCACGAGCGACGCUUUUAAAUACUACUUUCACCUAACCUAGUUGGCAUGUUGUUGUUUUAACGCGGUCUUUGAGGAUACUCCUAAACAUGGGAUAGUGUUGUCAGUCCGCUGCAUUUCACUUUGACGCCAUGGCUUCUCUAUCAUGGCUGGAGCGUCUGAGCGGCGCUGCGCUGUCACAAGUCGACAUGGCAGCUUGCCUAGUGUUCCUGCUCGUGUUGGGUUUGGUUUAUGCACAUCACAAAGGACGGGACCUCGCAAAUAUCCCACCAGGUCCGAAGCCGUGGCCGGUAGUCGGCAACUUCGGCUUCUUCCUCGUCCCCUCUUUCAUCCGGAAGACGUUUGGGCAUAAAUCAGACAGCGCCGACAAGAGCGCCAUGAUUGUUUUAACGGAACAAGCUCAGGUGUAUGGUAACAUCUACAGCAUCUUUGUAGGGAGUCAGCUGAUGGUGGUGCUGAAUGGCUACGAGGUGGUCAAGGAUGCACUUUCAAACCAUCCCGAGGUGUUCUCCGACAGACCAGAUAUCCCUUCUGUCACCAUCAUGACCAAACGCAAAGGGAUAGUCUUUGCACCUUACGGGCCAGUGUGGAGAAAGCAGCGCAAGUUUUGCCACAGCACACUCCGAAACUUUGGCCUGGGGAAAUUGAGCUUGGAGCCUUGCAUCCAGCAAGGCCUGGCGACCGUCAAAUCGGAGCUGCUGCAGCUGAGUGAGAGGUCGGGCUCCAGCGGCGUGGACCUGGCCCCGCUGAUCAGCAACGCCGUGUCAAACGUCAUCUGCUCGCUGAUCCUGGGACAGCGUUUCCACCACGAGGACCGCGAGUUCCGCAAGCUGCUGGACCUGAUGGAUCGUGGGCUGGAGAUCUGCGUGAGCAGCCCCGCGGUCCUCAUCAACGUCGUCCCACUGCUGUACUACUUGCCCUUUGGGGUGUUCAAGGAGCUGCGUCAGGUGGAGGGAGACAUCACGGCGUUCCUGAAGGGGAUCAUCGCAAAGCAUCGGGAAACAUUAGAUCCUGCCCACCCGAGGGAUCUCGUAGACAUGUACUUGAUGGAGAUGUUGGCCCAGCGAGCUGCUGGAGAGGAGAACAGCAGCUUCACAGAAGAGUAUCUCUUUUAUAUAAUAGGAGAUCUCUUCAUCGCUGGCACCGACACCACCGCGAAUUCAGUGUUGUGGAUCAUGCUCUACAUGGUGCUACACCCUGAUAUCCAAGACAAGGUCCAGGCAGAGAUCGAUGGAGUGGUGGGCACACGGCACACCCUGUCUUUGACUGACAAGGGAAGUUUGCCUAUUACUGAAGCCACCAUCAUGGAGGUGCAGAGACUGACUGUUGCGGUUCCUCUGGCUAUUCCUCACAUGGCCUCCGAGACAACAGAGUUCAGAGGCUACACUAUUCCGAAAGGAACAGUUAUUGUGCCCAACCUGUGGUCUGUCCAUAGAGAUCCCACAGUAUGGGACGAGCCAGACACUUUCAACCCAGCACGCUUCUUAGACGAGGAGGGAAAGUUGCUCAGGAAGGAGUGCUUCAUCCCAUUCGGGAUCGGUCGCAGGGUGUGCAUGGGUGAACAGCUGGCGAAGAUGGAGCUGUUCCUGACGGUUACCAGCUUACUGCAGGCCUUUAAAUUCCGACUUCCAGAGGGAGCGCCUCCUCCUACGCUGACCGGACGAUUCGGCCUGACGCUGGCUCCCUGCCCGUACGGCGUGUGUGUGAGCCCUCGGAGAUGAAACGCUGGAAUGUUCUGUUCCAGCAGAUUUUCUCCAAAUCAAAAACCUUUACCAACCGCAAUGUGGGUAAAGGUCUCGUAGAGAGACGAUAUAAUCUGUGCAUAAUGGAGAAAAAAAAGUGUGUUCUGAUUGGAAUGUAGCUUCUUUAUGGCUGCAUAUCAUCUGUUCAUCUCUACAAUGCUAUGAUCCAAAGCAGCUUUUAAUCCUCUCAUUUAGGAAGUGAGAACCAUUGAAUGUUUAAUGUAUAAAUAUAUUUACUUGAUAAUUAAGUUAUAAUUAAGGUCUACAAUCAGUUUUAUGAUUCAUGCCACUGAGAAAUUAGCACACGUGUUAUUAGGGCAUUAGGAUAAGAAAGACUUUUAAAAUAUAUUUUCCUUACGGAUGUGAUGAAUUGUUGGCAAUGUGUCAAUAAAGAGUUUAUCUUAAUAA